Molecule: messenger RNA, 1657 nt
Organism: Gadus morhua (Atlantic cod)
Lineage: Eukaryota; Metazoa; Chordata; Actinopteri; Gadiformes; Gadidae
Product: N-lysine methyltransferase KMT5A-A-like
Exons: 3
Coding region: 73-1056 (327 amino acids)
Biological process (GO): regulation of DNA damage response, signal transduction by p53 class mediator; regulation of transcription by RNA polymerase II
Cellular component (GO): polytene chromosome; nucleus
Molecular function (GO): histone H4K20 methyltransferase activity; transcription regulator activity; protein binding
Source: RefSeq, a predicted model, not a curated record
GAUGACCCUCAGAAGAAAGCAGUUUCUGACUACCUGGGCCAUUCUGGCACAACAGCUGACAGACAUUACAGGAUGAAAUCUCUUGAAUCCAUUGUGAUAGCUGCUGGUCUGCUGAAGAAAUUACAGAAGCAGAAGAAGUCAAGUGCUGGGCCUUCCGGAGAAGGGACCCGUCAAGAGGCUCUUGGAGAAGGGACCAGCCCUCAGUCAGUGGAGUCUUCCAGCCAUGGUGACCAUUGUGCUCUCCCUCAGCCUUCUUUGAGACAGCUAGUGAUCGAUUUAGAGAGGAUUCCUGAGGGAAAUGACAAAGUCAAAUUCCACGAGGCAUUCAAGUCCCUCUUGGAAAACCACCCUGUGACACUGAGUGGUCAAAUCCCAAAAGUGAGAAUCCGCAGGGACACCUCGGAGGCCAAUCAGCGGAAGCUUUACACACACUGGGCGCAAAAGCAAUUAGAAAUGCGUGUAAAACACACCCGUGAACAAUUCAAUCGGAGGAGGCCAACGAAAGAGCGUGUCGACACAUGGGUCAAAAAGCAGGGAUGGAAGUGCAAGGCUGCCAACAUCAGCACUGAGGUUGUGGAGAACUGGGCACCAUCUGGAUCUGAGGACCGCAUCAUGGACAACAAACGGAUCCAGACAUUGGUGAAAACACAAGACUGGAAAGGACUACACAUCACACAGUUUGAAGAGAAGGGCGAUGGGAUCAUUACAACCCGCACUUUUAAGAAAGGCCAGGUUGUAUGUGAUUAUCAUGGGCCUGUUGUUAGUGGAAAGGAGGGCGAGAACGUACACAAAAACACAACUGGAAAGGAGACUGGAUAUAUCUUCUUUUUCCGGAACAGUAAAGGACAGCCAAUGUGCAUUGAUGCCCACUCAGACAGGUGUCAUUGCCACCCUGACAAGAGAACAUUUGGCAGGCUGGUGAAUCAUUCCAAAAAGAACUCGAACAUCAAGCCCCUGCACUGUGUGGUGGACAAGCAUGGAGAAAUGAAGGAUGUGAUCCUUUUCAUUGCAACCAAGGACUUGCCAGUGGGUGAGGAAGUUCUGUUUGACUAUUGAGUCAACAAAAAAUCUUUUAACAAUGAGGGGUCGGACCUUGACUGGCUCUAGCAGGGCAUCAGCCUUCAGAGACACAUAUGACAUGUCCCUGGUUGGUGAAAUGUUUCAUCUGUGUGUUUGUUUGUGCUGAUGGCUCUUUAAAGGAUAUGGAUGAGGACUCCAAAAUCGUACCAUGACCCGUUUGGUGAGAUGUUUCAUAUGUUUUUUAGUGGAUCAAUUCUUGGCAUGUAUGGAUAAACUUUCUGAUUAUGAUGCGUGGCCUUUGACCUUUGGGGGGUGGUGGGGCGGCGGGUGACUCCUAAAGCUUACAGGGCAUCUGCCUUCAGAGACACAUAUGACAUGUCCCUGUUUGGUGAAAUGUUUCAUCUGUGUGUUUGUUUGUGCUGAUGGCUCUUUAAAGGAUAGGGAUGAGGACUCCAAAAGCGGGAAAUGACCCAUUUUGGUGAAAUGUUUCAUAUGUGUUUUUUAGUGCUGAUUUUUGUUUUUGUUGUGUAGCUGUUUUGCAACUUGUUCUAGCUUGUGUAACUUAAAUUGAGGUUCUGUGGUGAUAUCCUGUUUCGUAUCUUUAGAGAUAUAUCAAUUAAAAAUCUUAUUAAUUCUA